UGUCUACAGUCUGACAUUGAUUAGUGAGUAGUGACAGUAUACGAUAGGUGUAUAAUUACUAAUUAAGCAUUUUUGUUGGUUUACAAUUUAUAUUUAAUACUUCACUACUAAGUUCUGAUGGUGAUUGGUGUUUAUACUUUAUAAUACUCGGCCUAUGUAUCUCAUGUAGAGUAGAUUAAAAAAAUAAUCAAAAGCCAUUUUACUUUCAAUUAAAGCUGUUCACUUGUGUUAGUAAUUUUAUUCAACUAUACUGUAUAUUAGUUAACUGCAAACUACACUCAAUUAAGCUAAAUAGGUUAUUGCUUUUUACCACUACUAAGUGUAGAAACUAGGAAGGGUGAACAAUACACUUGUGUGUUAAGAAAUAUUUUAUAGUUGGCAUUGAAACCUUUAGAAACUUAUAGUUGGGUUCAGACAUGGGAGAACUGUAAUCACAUAUACAUCAGAUAAUAUACAGUUCAUCAGAUAAUAUUAUGCAAGUUGCAAGUACUUCUAAAGUCAACCUUGAUGAUCAUGAUGAUUUUACUUAUUUGUGUCGAAUAUGUGCUGUCAAGACACAUAAUAUUAUACCACUGUUUGGGAAAGAUGGUGAUGAUCAACACUUGAUUGAAAAAAUUAACAAGUACCUACCAAUCAAGGUAUGCAAUGAUGAUUUAUUGCCAGCGGGAGUAUGUGAGCAGUGUUCGAAUGCUGUGUUAGCCUGGCAUGAGCUUGUCGAGUGCUGUCUCCAAGCAGAUGCUUCAUUUCAAAAUAGACUUGCUCUGUCACAAAAACAUGGAUUAUCACAGCCAACACCCGGUAUAUCGUCUAACCCAGAUACAGCACUCAAUGAAAAUGGAAUAAAAUUGAAAAAGGAGAUUAUGUUUCUCACAUUGGUAAAUAAUGUUCUAACUGAUUAUUUAAAAAGCAAUCAGAUGGAUGAUAAUGAAUGGGUUUUUGUCUGUCAAAAAUGUCCUAAGCAACCCAGCUUUGUCAAUGUGUCCACUCUGACCAAACAUUUAACUUUGAACCACAGUCAAAAUCUUCACAACAGAGAACUGCUCGAACAGUUUAUCACUACAAACAUAACAUUUAAUACAAUUCUCCUCACUGAUUCUGAACUUGCUGAACUUGACACAGAGAUAAAAUCCUCAAACUUUACGAAAGACGUUGUUUGCUUAUACUGCUCCAGCUCGUUCUCGUCCACAAAAAGACUGAUUUUCCAUUUAAGCAAACACAUAGAUAUAGGACAAAACGGCGACAUAGUAUGUUGCGAAGAGAACUAUGAUGAUACUAAACUGUUUGAACAACAUUUACGGGAUCGGCACGCGAAGCAAAUUCCGGCUCACGUUUGCAAGUCCUGCGGGUUCUCGGCGAACGACCAGUUGCAUCUACGACAACACAUUGAUGCUGAACACAAGGAAGCACAGAGAAAAGAGCAUAAACCAUCUUCAAUAAGUGAUACGAGUCAAAGAUCAAUUCCAGCAGUUUGUCCGGAUUGUAACAAGACCUAUUCUAACAAAUACAACAUGUUCAUUCACAUGGAAACACAUCGAAAGCGCGAGGAGUUCCCUUGCAGCAAGUGCGACAAGACCUAUCUGAAUAAGGGGAGUCUAAACAAGCACACGGAGUUAGUGCACGAAGGCAAGCUACCCUACCCCUGUUCAGUCUGCGGCGAGAGUUUUCCCACUCGACGCGCACGCCACGUCCACUUCCUGUUGCACACCGGAGAGACACCCCACCGAUGCCCCCGCUGCGGCAAAGCCUUCCGCUCCAAGAACUCGUUGCGAGGCCACAUCGAGGCGCACUUAGAUAUAAGGAGAUACGAAUGCUCUCAUUGUUCUAAGAGAUUCAGAAAGAGCACUCAUCUGAAAAAUCACUUGAACACCCACAAGAAGAAAAAUUAAUAGGGCUUAUUUGUUGCAGAUGGACCGACAGUAAUUACGUUAAUGAAGAAUUCAUACAAAGUAAUUUUCAAUAUAACAAUGAAAUCCCGUUUCGAAUAUCGCCGACAAACGAUUGCAUCUCCGAUAAUGACGACGAACCUCUAUCUCGCGUCGC
This is a messenger RNA of Pieris napi, 2040 nucleotides long. RefSeq names its product zinc finger protein 62 homolog. Lineage: Eukaryota; Metazoa; Arthropoda; Insecta; Lepidoptera; Pieridae. Gene Ontology annotation, biological process: regulation of DNA-templated transcription. Gene Ontology annotation, cellular component: nucleus. The record is from RefSeq and is a predicted model, not a curated record. The transcript has 5 exons. The coding region runs from base 474 to 1886 and encodes 470 amino acids. Gene Ontology annotation, molecular function: RNA polymerase II cis-regulatory region sequence-specific DNA binding; DNA-binding transcription factor activity, RNA polymerase II-specific; zinc ion binding.